AUGCUCCGCAGAGCUCCCUCAGGCUUCAGAACAAACGACCAGAACCCUACUACCGCCACAUCAGGCGGCUUCGGGCUCGUCUCCAAGCCUUUCAAGGCUCCCACCCCGCUCGCCGCUAAACGCCAUGUCGAUCUCCCCAGCCGGAAACGCAAAGCUGUCAACUACAAGGACGCCGGUGGGGAUGGCGAUGAUGCGAGAGAUGAGAACGUCGAUCCGAAUGAAGGAGGCGGUCCGAGCAAGAAAGUCAAGUACGCGAUGGGGAACAAGGAGUAUGGUGAUGAUGGGGUGUUGGGCAGUCUGGGGGCGAUCUGUAUGCGCAAGUUCCCGGUGUUUGCGGUCAAAGAGAAGGCUGGGGUGUUCAUGAAGACAUUCUCGAUUCCAGCGAUCAAAAACAAAGGCGCGUCCCAGGCUUUCGUCCAUUCCCUCUCCCAUGCUUCUCUUGGUGCUCGACCACAUCCCAACCUCGCCCCUCGCCCCCUGCACGAUCCCAUGUCCGACCACGCCAUCGUGCUGUAUGAUCCAACAAUCGACGAUGUUCCACCACCGGAGGACGAUAUCGACCCUGAAUUAGCGGCCGAGCUCAAGCGGAAGCGGGAAGAGGCGGCCAAAGGUCCCCACAAAAGUCUGAAGGCGAUACUGGGAAUAGUCGACAAGAAGGAAAAGAAGGAGGUGAAGGUGCCGGUGGUUAUCGAUCCGAGGCUGGCCAAGUUCUUGCGGCCGCAUCAGAUCGAGGGUGUCAAGUUCUUGUAUCGAUGUACCACCGGUCUUUUGGCGAACAAUGCUUGGGGGUGCAUCAUGGCGGACGAGAUGGGUCUCGGAAAAACGCUGCAAUGUAUCGCUCUGAUGUGGACCCUUCUCAAGCAGUCCCCAGUCGCCGGCAAGCCGACAUGCGAGAAGUGUAUCGUGGCGUGCCCAACAUCAUUGGUAGGCAAUUGGGCAAACGAGCUAGUCAAAUGGCUCGGUGAGGGCGCAAUCAACCCACUAGUAGUGGAUGGGAAGGGCGGGAAGGAGGCGUUGAUUCCGGCUGUUCGCCGAUGGGUCAAAUCGACUGGACGCGGUGUGACUCUGCCUGUGAUGAUCGUGUCUUACGAGACUUUGCGGACACUACAGGAGGAAUUGGCCGGCGCUCCCAUCGGCUUGUUGCUGGCGGACGAAGGUCAUCGACUGAAGAAUGCAGACACCCUCACUUUCCAGUCCCUCACCGCCCUCAACGUCCAACGCCGGGUCAUCCUGACCGGUACACCAAUCCAAAACGACCUGUCGGAAUACUUCGCCCUCCUCAACUUCGCCAAUCCCGAGUACCUCGGCUCGAAGGGCGACUUCAAGAAGAACUUUGAGUCCAAGAUUCUUCGGGGACGAGAUGCGGAUGCGUCAGAGAAGGACAAGCUGGAGAGUGAUGCCAAGUUGAAAGAGCUGGGUGGGCUGGUCAGCAAGUUUAUCAUUCGGCGGACGAACGAUCUGUUGUCCAAGUACCUCCCUGUCAAAUACGAGCACGUCGUCUUCUGUCGUCCCUCGCCCCUCCAGAGCAAGCUGUACAACCUCUUUGUCACCUCCAAGGAUGUCCAGCGGCUCCUGCGCGGAAAAGACUCGCAGCCGCUCAAGGCUAUCGGGUUGCUCCGGAAACUCGUGAACCACCCCGACCUGCUCAAUCUCCCGGAGGAUCUGCCCGGAAGCGAGGAGGUCCUGCCGGCGGACUAUCACGGCAAGGGUCGGGACCGGAACAUGAACUGCUCGUUAUCUGGCAAAUUUGUCGUUCUUGAAAGGAUGCUCCACCACAUCAAGACCCAAACGGACGACAAGAUCGUCCUCAUCUCGAACGCGACCCAGACGCUCGACCUCAUGGAGAAGCUCUGCCGGAAUAAGAAAUACGGCUACGUCCGCUUGGACGGGACGAUGAAUGUCAACAAGCGGUCCAAGAUCGUUUCGAGGUUCAACGAUCCGGAGGGCAAGGAGUUUGUCUUCUUGUUGAGUUCGAAAGCUGGAGGCUGUGGGAUCAAUUUGAUUGGUGCGAAUAGGUUGAUAUUGUUCGAUCCGGACUGGAAUCCGGCUAGCGACCAGCAAGCACUGGCUCGAGUUUGGCGAGAUGGGCAAAAGAAGGAAUGUUUCGUUUAUCGAUUCCAGACGACGGGGACGAUCGAGGAGAAGAUCUUUCAGAGACAAUGUCAAAAGCAGAAUCUCUCGGCCUGCGUGGUGGACGAAGCGGAAGAUACCGCUCGGCAUUUCACGCAAGACGACCUCCGCCAGCUCUUCAAGUUUAACGCGGAAACCCAGUCCGACUCGCAUGAUACCUACAAGUGUAAGCGGUGUCGGGAUGGAAAGCAGUUCGUGAAGGCCCCGGCGCUUCUGUACGGAGAUGCUAGCACAUGGAACCACUUUCCGAAUUCGGAAUUGGGGAAGAUGCACGAUGAUCUUCUAAGGGCGGAGCUGGGGUUGCCGGAGGUAUCGUUUGUGUUCCAGUAUAUUUCUCACUAG
This is a messenger RNA of Dioszegia hungarica, 2472 nucleotides long. Its product is annotated as putative DNA recombination and repair protein Rad54B. NCBI's taxonomy places the organism in Eukaryota, Fungi, Basidiomycota, Tremellomycetes, Tremellales, Bulleribasidiaceae. Gene Ontology annotation, biological process: double-strand break repair via synthesis-dependent strand annealing; reciprocal meiotic recombination. Gene Ontology annotation, molecular function: hydrolase activity, acting on acid anhydrides; ATP-dependent chromatin remodeler activity; ATP binding. The record is from RefSeq and is a predicted model, not a curated record. Gene Ontology annotation, cellular component: nucleus. Bases 1 to 2472 code for a protein of 823 amino acids. The transcript has 12 exons.